AUGAACUUCUUCACCGUUUUCGAAGGGUUCGGAGUUUUGUACAACAUAAGAAUUGACGCUGAGAAAAUGCGAGAACUCUAUGGAAGUCACGGUGAAAGAACGAGAACGAAUGAAAGAACGAUGAAGGAUUUUUUGUUAUGGGACCACUUUUAUUUCCAACAGCACUAUCUCAAAAAAUUUGUGCUGCCAUCAAUACAGGAUGAGUUUGACGAAAGUCAUGUCAUGCGGUGAGUCGGAUUAGGAAUGACGAAAAUUGCAGCUCGAAGGCCCACUCUAAUCUUAUGGUCAGGUUUGUUUAACGCACCCGAUAUAGAUGUUCCACAGGCGUGAGAAAAGCACCACCAUUGAUAUGCACUAACCCCAACUGAUUGCACCCACCCAAGUGACACUAUGCACAGCUUCAAGAUGCUUUCGGGCUGAUCUAAUUUUCUACGGGCUGAUCCACUUGCCACCCACGGUUACACCCACUCACCUCACCCCACUGAAAUUUACUCAGCUCACACCGACCUGCCUAAAAACUCACUCUAAUUUCAUCCAGACCUGUGAGCCUUCGCGGGUAUAGCUCCAUACCAGAGGAAGAGGAGGUCUUGCUUCCCCCAGGCUGUACUUUUCGGGUGAUAGGGAGUCCUGUCCAUCGCCAUUUGCGAUUCUACGAAGUCACUUUAGAGUUGUGGAAAUUACCGGAGUCGUGAAUUCCUUGAAGAGAAUCUUGAGAGUUGUCUUGCACUCCGUGAACCUUGGCACGAAGUAAUCGUUUGAGAAAUAAGUUUUGGAUUUUUGUAGAAGGUAUGAGCGAGGGAACCUAUUCUUGUGUGGCUCGCGUUGAAGCUUUUUAAGAUGGUGUCAUACUCAACAACCAGUCUUCGAAAUUUUCGAUUCUCCAGUAUUGGCAGAAAUAGGUUUCUCCUGCUAAACGUGUGCAUUUGAUUAAACAAGGCUAUAAAUGUGUGAACAAUGUUGACUUUGACGCAACGUCCAGCAUGUGGG
Messenger RNA from Amoebophrya sp. A25, 987 nucleotides. Lineage: Eukaryota; Dinophyceae; Syndiniales; Amoebophryaceae. The record is from the annotation of a GenBank genome assembly.